AUGUAUACAAGUUGUGAUAUUAAAGGUUCUGUUAAGGGAAAGAAUAUUAUUGAAAUAGAGGAUGGAGGUUCUAUAAGUAAUUUAAUUAUUGAUGUCCCGGCAAAGGGGAUUUGGUGUAAAGGAAGGUGUACAUUAACUAAUGUUUUCUUUAAAAGGACUUGUUACCAUGCCGUUGACUUUGGAAAUAGUUUGGACGGUACCCCUAAAUUAUAUCAAGUAAUUGGGGGAGCGGUAUUGAAUGCUGUUGAUAAAGUAGAAUUUUUUAUAAAAUCUAAAGAAAUAUUUUUAAAGGUUUUUACCCAAGCUGGGGCAGGCACAACAAUUAUUCAAAAUUUCUGUGCUCAAAAUUUCAGCAAAGUUUAUCGCUCUUGUGGGGAAUUAUGCAGUCAACACCCUCGAAGUAUUAAAAUGGCAAAUUGUAAAUUUAAAGGGCCGGGUCUAUCAUUAAUUUGUAAGUGGAUAAUUUAA
Meloidogyne enterolobii is the source of this 468-nucleotide messenger RNA. The record is from the annotation of a GenBank genome assembly. Lineage: Eukaryota; Metazoa; Nematoda; Chromadorea; Rhabditida; Meloidogynidae.